AAUUUGCUGCUCGGCGUCAUUCGCUUGCCGAUAGACAUAAGAGGCGAUCGUCAAUCGUUGUCAGUGUAUUUAAAUUCAGAGAUUGUGUUGUGCCGAUAAAAAUAUGGCGAAGUUAUCAAUUGCCGUGUCUAUUGUUCUAUUGGCCUUGUUUGUUAACGACGGUGAGGCAGUCCGUUGCUGGACGUGUUCGUCAGAUAUUAACCCGCUUUGCCACGACCCCUUCGUCGCCGGGAGAUCAGACAACUCCUACUUAUUCCGCCUUGAGAACUGCGAUGCAAAUGCCGGCGCCACCUAUCCGUACCUCAGUUCGUCAAGAUCUGUUUGUAAAAAGCAGAAGAAGUACAUUGGCAAUGAAUUGGUGAUCAUCCGAGGCUGCACGUGGAAGCGUCAAGACGACACAAGCACAGCGUGUCCCAGUUCAAGCAACGGGCCAAAUGAAGUGCCCUUGUUCUGCGAAACCUGCGACUACGACGGCUGCAACGGAGCCGCAACCAUCGGCAGAACUCUAGCGUUACUAGUUGCACCUCUCGCACUCUUAUUGUUUAAGUAACAACAUUAUUCUUGGUGCCGUAACCUCAUUGUUUCUUCCAAUAGUUACCUAUUUUAACUUUAGUUCUUGAGGCUCAGUGUUAGGGACUAUUUUUAUACUAUGUAACUGGCAGUUGAAAUCAACCUUGGUUUUGUAAGAUUAAAAACAGUCAGCAUUAUUCCCUGGACCUUGUAUACUAUCCCACGUAUAAUUAGCCAGGUAGACGAUGCUGAUCUCAUUAUGACAAACGUUGUAAUGUAAGUAUAUUUGUCCAGUCCGUUAUGUAGGUGUUUAAAAAGGUAAUACAGUGGAUUCACACAGUAUUGGAUAUUGCCUAAGGCUGACUAGGCCGGGCCUAUAUGACCAUAUUGGGAACGGUCAAGCAAAAAACGACAUACGAGUGCAAUAAUUGACGUUUUGUGUUUUGAUUACACUAAAGUAAGGUACCUAAAGCCUUAUCGUGCAUAAGGCGAUAGUGAAAAUGCCUCAAUCGCGGUAGGACCAAAUCGGUGGCAAAGAAAAAUAAGCUCUGUGCCUACUGUCGGAGAUACUAUAGGAGCAAGAGCGGGCAUCGCUGAAGUCCUAUCACUGGAUUCAUAUAAGGCCAAUAUAUAAUUAUAUCGAAAUAAAUUAAAACGAUAACUGGUAACGGUUAAGCUUAUUUUAUACCUUUAAUGGAAAUGUUACGGACGGCAAAAAUCCCAGUUAGUUAUCAGAAGUGACUGAUACUUAUUUGUUCAGACUGUAAUGUUGCAGUUACAUUGUAAAAUGCAAAUGUUCAUGUUACUAAGUUCUAUUUGCGUUACGGCACAUUUUACAACAAUAACAAGUACCUUAAAGUGCAAAGUAGGUUUAGCUCACAGUUUUGGCGGGGCCAUUGUGAGGUGAAAUGCCCACCGCAGUUAUGAUGCAAAGUUAACCAGAUUUAUAAUACACCAAACUUUUAUGUACAUUAAUCUCAUUUUAUAAAUCUUUAUUAUUUUAAAGUAAUAUAUUUUUUAGUGUUAAUGUAAUGUAAAUUUAAGUACUAUGUUUUUUUUGCGUUAACAAAUACUUUACCUUUAUCACUUUCUACUUCUAACUUCUUUUUCUGCGUAUCUCUUAUCUAUUCGUUUUAAUUAUCUCGGCUUAUGAAUUAAAAAUAACAAACUAGUUGGGUGGAGGCAUCUCGAUUUAGAUUAUCUCUUGACAUUCUACACUUAAGGAUAAAUAUUAAUUAUUAUAACGAACUUAAAUUAUUAUUCAUAGACGCUAGUACAAAAAUGACUCAUGCACAAGUACCAAACACCAAUGGUGCCUUUCGAAUGGUUCAUAAAAAUUCUUAACAGUACGUUUUUGACAAUUUUCUUAAUGUCAUAUUGAUGUAAAAUAUUUUAUUCAACGCACUAACGUCGUGUUAAUAAAAAAAUACACUUUA
Manduca sexta (tobacco hornworm) is the source of this 1946-nucleotide messenger RNA. RefSeq lists its product as uncharacterized. The transcript is spliced from 3 exons. NCBI's taxonomy places the organism in Eukaryota, Metazoa, Arthropoda, Insecta, Lepidoptera, Sphingidae. The record is from RefSeq and is a predicted model, not a curated record. The coding region runs from base 104 to 550 and encodes 148 amino acids. Gene Ontology annotation, biological process: positive regulation of voltage-gated potassium channel activity; sleep; regulation of synaptic transmission, cholinergic.